Messenger RNA from Rotaria sp. Silwood2, 960 nucleotides. NCBI's taxonomy places the organism in Eukaryota, Metazoa, Rotifera, Eurotatoria, Philodinida, Philodinidae. The record is from the annotation of a GenBank genome assembly.
AUGAAUUCGUCUGAAACAGAAAUAUUUUUGCCAGAACAACCAAAUGCAAUAAUUAAUGGAGAUGAAAUCAAAAUCAAUACUGGUUCUGUCAAAAUUAGUUCCAAUACCGAACUCUAUUAUGAAUUACGUUCGCCACCAGUUUUACAAGAAACAUCAAAAGUAAUUAUGAUAAUGGGCGCAUUUGCUACAUUGAAACAUUUUGAUGAACAAGCACAAUUUAUUGUCAAAUAUUUUGCUCAUUCUUCAACACCAGCAGAAAUUUUGACAUAUGAUCAUCGUGGAAUAGGAAAGUCACUAACUACUUCAAAAGUUCGACAAACAUCACGUAUGCUUGCUAAUGAUGCUUUUACUUUAAUUAAUAAAGUAUGGACAGCAAAUGAACCUAUUCAUGUAUAUGGUGCUAGCCUUGGUGGAAUGGUAGCACAAGAAUUGGCUCUACUUUUAAUCGAGUCAAAUCGUUUGAGAUCAUUAUAUCUUGCAGUGACGUCACGUGGUGGUUACAUUCGACCAAUGGCUAUGCUUGGUCCUAGCGCUUGGUCAUUGCUAAUGCCAUUUCUUAUCAAGAAAGAUCAUGAAAGAAUGGUUCGCAAUGUUCUUCUUCCUGCUACAUUUUCGCCUUCUGUUCUCAAAGCCAAUGGUGAACAAUAUGCAACAUUAUGGAUUAAUGACUAUGAUCAAUGGUGGGCUUUUAGUAAUCAAGAUGCUUGUGCUUGUCAGUGUUCGGCAGCUGCUUCACAUUAUUUAUCGAACGACGCAGUACGCUUGAUAUGUGCUGCAAGUGUUCCAAUUACCGUUCAAAUAUCCUUGAAAGACAAAUUGAUCUCACCGAAAAAACAAGAAGAACUAGCAAAAUUACUAAAUGCUAAGACUGUUGUAUUCGACCAGGGUCACUUGGGUGAUGAUGACAUCAAAAAAGAAUUAUUUCGAGCAUUUAUCCAACAUCUUGAAAAUGUGAAUUGA